Aspergillus wentii DTO 134E9 is the source of this 744-nucleotide messenger RNA. RefSeq lists its product as uncharacterized. The transcript has a single exon. The annotation marks the transcript as partial. NCBI's taxonomy places the organism in Eukaryota, Fungi, Ascomycota, Eurotiomycetes, Eurotiales, Aspergillaceae. The record is from RefSeq and is a predicted model, not a curated record. Gene Ontology annotation, molecular function: metallopeptidase activity.
CCCAACAUGUCCCACCCACCCACCAUAAAACCAGACACCGACACCAAAAUCGAACGCAUCACGAAAUGGAAAUCCGCCGUUGGGCCAUCCUCCCUCGCAACCCUCCCAGCAGGCCACACCAACCCCCGCGUCUCCGCCAUGAUCACCCACCACUCCUCCAACAACGUCUCCAUCGCCGCGUCGGAAUACCACUGCAUCACUGAAUCCAAGCCAGCGGCGAACCUGCCCCGGGCAAACAUACCCAGUUUGCAGGUGGGAUUGAACAAGAUCGUGAAUCGGUGGAAAGUGCCAAACACGGUGAACUUUGCCGCGUACGCAAAGGGGUAUCCAACCGACGACGCGAGGGUAUACGCAGCGCAGAUGCUGAACGACGCAUGCAAGGACUGGAACGCACUCCAGCUAGGCGUGAGUUUCAAGUGGGUGACGAAGAUUGAAGACGCAGCGUUUGUGCUCGCGUAUGGAGGGGACCAGGGCAGUACGCUUGCGCGAUCAUUCUUCCCCAACGACGACGAUCUGAGUACGGUGUAUGUGUAUAAGCGGGCGUUUGAGCCGGGAUAUGUCAACUAUAUGAAGAAUGUGUUUCUGCAUGAACUGGGCCAUGUGCUUGGUUUGCGGCAUGAGUUUGCGCCAGAGCAGGAAGGGGAUACGGUGCAGCUGGGCGUGAGGAAUGAGGAUUCCGUCAUGAGUUAUUCGUUUCCGCCGGAGAUGCAGAAAAGCGAUGAGAGUAGUACAAAGGAGUUUUAU